Molecule: messenger RNA, 1676 nt
Organism: Musca domestica (house fly)
Lineage: Eukaryota; Metazoa; Arthropoda; Insecta; Diptera; Muscidae
Exons: 8
Coding region: 103-1647 (514 amino acids)
Source: RefSeq, a predicted model, not a curated record
AUAUAAAUUUGGCCGGUAUUUGUAAACAUUUUAGAAGUUCAUUUCGAACAGUUGAAGCUGUUGGUGGUAGAACGAACGUCUGCUAAGCUAAAUUCAUUGACCAUGAAAUUUUGUAUUUUUAUUUCGUUUCUAAUACUGCAAGUUGCCUGUGGAUCGUAUCCACCCAACUUUCCCAAAUGUAAACAUGGCGAUGAAUCCUGUUUGCUGAAAGGCGCUGCUGACAUUCUGCAGCAUCACUUUGCCGGCUUGCCAGAUGUUAGUUUGCUACCAAUUGAGCCAUUCCCGGUUAAAAAAUUAAAUGUGGAGAGGAAUCCCUCAAGUCCGGUUAAUGUCGAUAUUAAAUUAAAGGAUGUUAUUGUGGAGGGUUUCAAAGCGGUAAAAAUUGAUAAAUUCCAAGGUUUAAAGGAGGAUAUGAGUGGCCGUAAUGCCAUAGCUGGUGUAAUUCCCUCGUUGACAAUUAAAGGCAAAUAUACACUCGAUGGCAAUGUAUUGGUAUUACCGAUUAAGGGCAAUGGAGAUUGUGAAAUCAAGUGCAAAAAUGUUAAAUUCGACUUUUCUUGGGACUUCAAAAAAGUGGAAAAAGAUGGAAAAAUCUAUGCCGCCUUGGAGCAUGUCAAGCUGCAAUUUGAACCCGAUCAUGUGCACUUUUUCUUCGACCAUCUAUUCGAUGGUGAUGCCUCCUUGCAGACGACUACAAAUGACUUUUUAAAUGCCAAUUGGAGUGAGAUAUUCCAUGAAAUCCAACCAGGUCUCACAAAAGCCAUUAGUUUGGUGGCCAAGGCUUAUAUUGCCAAAUUCUUUGAACACCAACCCUAUGCUGAAUAUUUCCAAUUUUGGCAGACAAAAGAAAAAUAUUUAGAAGUGCACUACAAACAGUUGGAGCAGCAGGUGGAACGGCCAAAAAUUCGGUUGACAAUGAAAUUUUGCAUUUUUAUAACGUUUCUUAUUCUACAAAUUGCCUAUGGAGGAUAUCCAUCCAACUUUCCCAAAUGCAAAUACGGCGAUGAGCCCUGCCUCAUAAAAGGCGCAGCUGAUAUUCUAAAGAAUCACAUCAAUGGUGUUGCAGAUGUCAAUUUGCUGCCAAUCGAUCCAUUUUCGCUGAAAACCUUAAAUGUAGCCAGAAAUCCCGCAAGUCCUGUGAAUGUGGAUAUCAAACUGAAGGAUGUAAUUGUAGAAGGUUUCAAGGACAUCAAAUUAGAAAAGUUCCAAGGCUUAAAGGAAGACUUAAGUGGUCGCAAUGUUAUAGCGGGCUCCCUGGACUCCUUAACAAUCAAGGGCAAAUAUAUGCUUGAUGGCAAUGUACUGGUGUUGCCGAUUAAGGGCGAUGGAAAUUGUGAAAUUAAAUGCAAAAAUAUAAAAUUCGACUUUUCAUGGGAUUUCAAAAAAGUCGAAAAGGAUGGAAAAAUCUACGCCGCCUUGGAGCAUGUCAAGCUGCAAUUUGAGCCCGACAAUGUACACUUUUUCUUUGACCACUUAUUCGAUGGUGAUGCAUCACUGCAGACGUCAACAAAUGAUUUCUUAAAUGCCAAUUGGAGUGAGAUAUUCCAUGAAAUUCAGCCGGGUCUCAGCAAAGCUCUGGGUUUGGUUUUUAAGUCAUAUAUUGGUAAAUUCUUUGCACACCAACCUUAUGCUGAAUAUUUCCAAUGAAUUUAUGAAAAAUAAAUUUUAUAAAAAUA